AUGAAGUUACUAUUCUACGGGUUGAUUCCUAUCGUCCUUUACACCACAUUCAAUUACUUGUUCCAUACUUGGUUACCAACAAAUUACAGGUUCGACAAGGUUGUAUUACAAAAUUUGGUGCAGGAUGUAUUAAAGGAUCAUCCUGAUGGAAAUGCCACCGCUAUCAUGAUAGACUUGGCACCUAAAAUCAAGCAAGAGUACCCCGAUCUAGUUAACGAUUUGAACUUUGACGAGUGGUUCUAUAAUAAUGCCGGUGGAGCAAUGGGCCAAAUGACAAUCUUACAUGCUUCGAUAAGUGAGUACUUGAUCUUUUUCGGUACCGCUGUGGGUACAGAAGGCCAUACUGGAGUCCAUUUUGCCGAUGAUUACUUUACCAUCUUAUCGGGUGAGCAAAGAGCGGCAUACCCAGGAUCUUUGGAACCGGAAGUGUACAAGCCAGGUGAUCAGCAUCACUUGCCAAAAGGUCAUGUCAAACAAUAUGCAAUGCCUGGUGGUUCAUUCGCAUUGGAGUUGGCUCAAGGUUGGAUCCCGGCAAUGUUGCCCUUUGGACUUUUAGAUACCUUAAGUUCGACGUUGGACUUUUACACGUUCUACUUGACUUCGUACUAUACCGCCAGAGAUAUGAUUAGAAACUUGUUGAAUGGAAAAUUUUGA
Molecule: messenger RNA, 654 nt
Organism: Lodderomyces margitis
Lineage: Eukaryota; Fungi; Ascomycota; Pichiomycetes; Serinales; Debaryomycetaceae
Gene: ERG2
Product: C-8 sterol isomerase
Exons: 1
Coding region: 1-654 (217 amino acids)
Biological process (GO): ergosterol biosynthetic process
Cellular component (GO): endoplasmic reticulum
Source: RefSeq, a predicted model, not a curated record